AUGCUACUACGUCUCCCACCUGAGCUCAUCUUCUCUAUCGCUGCCUUUCUCCCUACCGCAAGCUGCCUGCUGCGCCUGGCACAAACCUGCCGUCGCCUCUACACCAUAGUCGCCGCAGACGACUAUCGCAUCUUCCAGGCCUUCGUCCAGGGCCAGUAUCCCACUGCUGUCGCCCCGCCGCUCUGGAGAGAUGCAGCUCACGCACUCACUUUGCGUUCUCACGCCUUUCGCUGUCGUGCAGUGACCGCUCGGUAUGUUGAGCCGCCGUCCAAUGCAGCUAGGAUCGGGAAGCCCAAGACGACCCGAAGGGAUAAACCGACCCUGGGAUAUCGGCCGGUGAUUGAUAGCUAUGAAUCAUGGUAUGGUAACCACUGGUUUGCGAGAAAAGAGGUGUUGGCAUGGGGUGCUGGAGCAGACGUGGUGCUUCGUAUCAAGGACCUGAACAGUCACGAUCGUGCUGGAGAAGCCAGUGGCUGUCAACAAAACACUUAUGACGGCGCUAAAUGGGUUGUAUUCAACGAUUUACCCAGCGUGAAUAGCUGGGAUGAUGUGGCUGGCCUGCACCUGCUUGGUGAUGAUAGCUCAUCCGUUGACUCUCUUGACGCCGAGGAUCUCAUCGUUGGCCGUCGAAACGGUGAGCUCACUCGCCUUUCGAUUUCGCCUAGUCAGGGCUCUGCUACCCACAGAGCAUCGUUUGAUACCCAAGGCCACAAGCUAGACUAUACGGACCUCAGUGUCGGAACUGAGAGGGUCCUGGCUGUGUCUCUGGACCGGGGCGAGAUAGCAUUCUAUAGGCUUGACUCAGAUAAUCAUAGCGUCCAACCCUUCGUCAGCUUGAAGGCCCAUUCACACGGCGCUUCAAGGAACAGAUGCUCAAAGCUUCUCUCAAAUCGCAGGACUGUCGUUGGGGCGGACGGGGAGUCUUCUAAGAUUGAGAUCUUCGGCUUUGAUGAGGCAGACGUGAGAACAGAAUGCACUAUCCGAAUUGAAGAUGAUGAGGCAGAAAGAAAGCCACGAGUUACUGCGAUGGCACCGCUGCCGGCGUUAAGCUCUAUGAAAGAAACGAGCUCUCAGAACCUUUUUUUGUCGGGCUGGGAAGAUAGUAAAAUAAGGCUUCAUGAUCUACGAUCUCCACGACCAUGUGUUGCAGUUUAUGGUGAUACGGUAGACGAUAGCCCAGUAUAUUCCCUUCUUCCAAUCGGCCAUGAACGGUUGAUGGUUGGCAGUGGUGCACAUGGCCUUCUCAAAUUAUUUGACCUCAGAGUUACUGGACGGCACCAUGUAGAUUCCAACAACACAUCUCCGUCAAUACCCAAGUCGAAUCGCCGACGAAGGAGCUCUAAUUCAAUUGUGCGCGGCCUUCAGCUGAAUCUGCCUCCAGGCCCUCCCAAGGACAUAUCGAUAUUCCUUAGUGACAGGCAAUCAGAAAAUCGCAAUAACACUAGGUUGCAACGCACCCUUAAACCCCGGUACCGAGGCCCGGUAUACACUAUGUCUCUCCCAUCGCCUACAUCGUCAACGUUAUAUGUUGGCCUGGUGAACACUGUGAUGAGAUUGGACAUGGUCGGGACAGACGAUCUCUACACAUCUGGCGACAAUAAGAGCGGGUUGAAUUGGUCUUCAUUAAAUCUCAGCUUACCACUAGAUGCUAAGGCUUCUCCUGGACACCAACCGGCUGACCUCUCUUGCUACGAACGUCCGUUUCCUGAGGAUAACGGGAGAGGUAUACGGCUGUUCGUUCAAAAACCGUUCUGGAGCUCGUCAACUGUUACGCAUCAUGAUGAUAACAUUCCUGGUUGGGAUCAUCGGUGGUUCCAACCUUCAGUCAAUAGAAACAUCAAAUCAGAGGAAAGAUGGAGAUGA
Trichophyton rubrum CBS 118892 is the source of this 1863-nucleotide messenger RNA. RefSeq lists its product as uncharacterized. NCBI's taxonomy places the organism in Eukaryota, Fungi, Ascomycota, Eurotiomycetes, Onygenales, Arthrodermataceae. The record is from RefSeq and is a predicted model, not a curated record. Bases 1 to 1863 code for a protein of 620 amino acids. Gene Ontology annotation, molecular function: protein binding. The transcript has 2 exons.